Periophthalmus magnuspinnatus is the source of this 8932-nucleotide messenger RNA. It is a transcript of the gene col7a1l, whose product is annotated as collagen type VII alpha 1-like. Gene Ontology annotation, molecular function: protein binding; serine-type endopeptidase inhibitor activity. The coding region runs from base 1 to 8889 and encodes 2962 amino acids. NCBI's taxonomy places the organism in Eukaryota, Metazoa, Chordata, Actinopteri, Gobiiformes, Gobiidae. The record is from RefSeq and is a predicted model, not a curated record. The transcript has 107 exons.
AUGGGCUUUACUUCAUUAAGGAUUCUGUCUCUGCUGCUGCUUUUUCUCCACCAUCAAAGUGUCUCUUCUCAGACUGAAGUUUGCCGGACGGCGGUGCAGGCGGACUUGGUGUUCCUGGUGGAUGAGUCCUGGAGCGUCGGUCGGAGCAGUUUCUCCACAGUGAAAGACUUCAUCUCGUCUGUGGUCUCGUACUUCCCUGAUCAUGUGGUGGGCUCCGAGGGGGUCCGCUUUGGGGUCACUGUGUUUGGAGAUAUACCCAGGAUGCAGAUAGCUUUGACAGAUUACAGCACACAGGAGCAGACCCUUAAAGCCGUCAGAGACCUUACGUAUGAGGGAGGAUCCAGGAAGAUGGGCGUGGCUCUGAGAUACCUGGUGGAGAAUGUGUUCAGCGCGGCCAUCACUCGAGACCACGCCCCCAAGAUCGCGGUAUUGAUCACAAACGGGCGUUCCGACGACCAGGUUGAGGCGGCGGCCCGGGGAGUUGCUGACAAUGGGAUUUCUCUGUUUGCGGUUGGCGUGAGAGGGGCCCUUGAGUCGGAGCUGAGACGUGUCGUCUCCGAGCCUCAGGACGAGCACUUGUUUUUUGGGGCAGAUUACUCUCAGCUGGAGUCCGUCCUCCCCAGACUGUCCCGAAGAGUCUGCAUCACGGCGUCUGAGCCUCCGCGGCCCGUCAAAGCCCCUCAGCCCGUGGAGCAGCCGGUGGUGGGGCCGAGGGAUUUUCAGAUCAGGGAGGUGAACCAUAACUCCUUCAGACUGAGCUGGACUCCUGCCACUGGAGACGUGACCGGAUACAGGCUCCUGGUGACUCCCCUCAGCUCCAGAAGACAACCCCUGCACGCUCUCCAGAGACAGAUUGAUUUAAAGGCGGACGUGAGCACGGUUCAGGUGACAGAGCUGAGUCCAAAGACAGAAUACUCCCUCACCGUUUACGCCAUCUACCCCAGCCUCAUCGGGGACGCAGCCACCAUCCCAGUUCAGACAACGUCUUUACCUCAGGUGUCGAACUUCCGUGUGAUCGAGGAGGGUUUGUUCUCCCUGCGUCUGGGCUGGACACUGCCUAUUGGAAAAAUCAAUGGGUUCAAGAUUUUUAUCCCAAGAACCAAUAGACCGGGCUUCACCUACGAGCAGCUCCUCCCCGGCGACACCUCGUCUCAUGUGAUCGACAGUUUGGAGGAGGAUAAGAAAUACAUCGUCAGUAUUUACACGGUGUUUCCAGAGGGACCCAGUGAGCCGGUGUCUGUGGUGGGAAAGACACUAAAGUUGGUGCCAGUUCAACAGUUUUUGGUCCAAAACGCCACGACAGACACGCUCCAGGCGAAGUGGACGUCGGUCAGAGGAGCGAGCGGAUACCGCCUCACGUGGGAAGCUCCAGACGGCCACAUCGAGAACAUAAACCUCGGGGACAACUUCAACUUUUACAUGAUCCAGGGUCUUCGUGCGGGCGCAGACUACACCGUCACCAUCAACCCCAUCUUUGGAGACAUCGAGGGGCCCGUCACCACCAGGAGAGCCAAAACACUGGAGAGCAGUGCGGUUCAGUCUCUCAAAGUGUCUGCGGUCACCACCAGUUCAGCCGUCGUCUCGUGGAACAGUGUCCCCGGGGCCACGGGAUACAGACUGGCCUGGGGACCCACACCAGAGUUCGUCGGCCGUGACCGUCCUCGUCAGCUCGCUCUAAACGGCACCACCACAGAGUACCACCUCAAACACGUGGCCCACGACACCGAGUACGUCCUGACUCUGUACGUGCUCUUCGGCUCUGUGGUGGGGCCCGGCAUCAGCGCCACCUUCAGGACGUCUCCUCUCGGCUACGUGUCCAACUUCAAAGUGGCGUCCUACACGAGCGCGUCCAUCGACGUGGAGUGGAGCCCGAUCGUGGGGGCCACAGAAUACAGACUCACGUGGAAAACCGACGGGGCCGGUCCUCAGUCCAAAUACCUGGACCACGGCGUCUUGUUCCACCGCAUCGAAGACCUGAGUCCACUGUCCACGUACACGGUCACUAUCUGCGCUCUCUAUGGAAACGCAGAGGGGCCGGAGAUUUCACUAUCGCAACUCACAGCUGCCGUUUCCGAUUCGGACCCCAUCCAGGCCCCGCGAGAGGUGAAAGUGACCGACAUCGGCGUCAACUUUUUUACUUUGUCGUGGAAGAAAACUUCAGGAGCAUCUGGGUACAAAAUCUCCUGGACCCCCUUCUUAGGAGGUGAGGACAAGACGCACACAGUUUCGGGCUCGUCCACGUCGUACAUGAUUAAAAACCUGCGUGAGAGCUCGGCCUAUAAGAUCCAGCUGUCGUCAGUGGUGGGAAACAAAGAGGGCAGUCCGGUCCUGGUCACCGCACGAACAUUGGAUCUUCCUAAAGUGAACGGCUUUGAGGCGCUGAACACCACAGACCGCAGCACCGUCCUCAACUGGACCCGAGUCGCCGGGGUUUCUGGGUAUUCGCUCUCGUGGAGGCACAUUUCAAUUCUGGACACUAAGACUGAGAUCCUGGGUCCUGCCGUCACUUCCUUCAAGAUCGGAGACUUAUUGUACGGAAGAACUUACAUUUUUACCAUUCGGCCGCUGUACGGAGAAGUGGAGGGGCCAGUCACCACAAUAUACCAACGAAUACUGGGAGAGGACCCUGAGGUCACGUCCGUCCUGGCCACGGCCGCACCGAACCUGGCUCCCAUCACCAAACUCUCACAGCCGGCUCCCAUCACCCAUCCUGCAGUACCUCCUACCACCACCAGGAGGAACCAGCCCCCUGCUGUUGCACCGCCAGAAAAAACUAAAAAUAACAAGAAAUCUCAGGGAAAAGCUGGAGUGAGGGAGACGGAGAAAUAUGUACAACUGGCUACGAAGAAGCCAGAGACGACCACUGCACAGAACACAGGAUGCGAUAAGGCCACGGCAGAUGUGGUUUUCCUGGUGGAUGAGUCAUCGAGCAUUGGCGUCGACAACUUUAACAGAAUAAAGGACUUUAUAUUCAGAGCUGUGACUUACUUCCCUCUCAUUGGACCUCAGGGAACUCAGAUCGCCGUCGUCCAUUACAGCGACGACCCACGGAUUGAGUUUCGUCUGAGCGACAACAAGGAUCGAAACUCUCUGCUCCGAGCGCUCCGAGCUUUGCCGUAUCGAGGAGGCAACACCAAAACAGGGAAGGGCAUCGGUUACGUGUUGCAGGAGCUGUUCCGGGAGUCGUUGGGAAUGAGACAAGACGCUCCUCACGUUCUGGUGCUGAUCACAGACGGCAGAGCUCAAGACGACGUGGUGCCGCCGUCGAGAGUCGCACGAGCCCUAGGUGUGAGCGUCCUGGCCGUCGGAGUGGCCAACGCAGACAUCGACGAGUUGAACAAAAUCGCGGCUCCCACGAACUACAAGAACAUUUUCUACUCUCCCUCGUUUGACGACUUCCCCUCCAUCGAGAGAGACUUCAUCAGCAGCAUCUGUAGUGACGAGCUCCUGUCUGAGUACAAACCAGAACCAGAGUCAGAACCAGAGCCGGAGGACGCUCAGUUGGACAACCCCACAGGAGACCCCGAGGAGGCGUCCAAGCCCGAAGCCCCCUGCCCCGGCCACUGCGUAAAGGGCCAGAAGGGAGAGAAGGGCGAUGGGUUUGGACUCGGGGGUCUGAAAUUCAGAGCUAGUCCUGGGAAGUUUGAUCCUUUUACAGCCACAAAAGGAGAACCAGGUGAAAAGGGCCCGGCUGGAACAGAUGGCGUUCCUGGGUUGCCGGGGCGACCGGGCAGAUCUGGACCCCCGGGAUCCGCUGGACUCAGGGGCCCCCAAGGCAUCCCAGGUGACAGGGGUCUCCCGGGAGCGCCUGGGCCAAAGGGUCAAAGAGGAGAAAGGGGGGAGCCCGGUUAUGUCAUCGCGGGUCCUGAUGCCAGUUAUGUUCAAGGGAGAAAAGGCGAGCCGGGAUCUUCUGGUCCUCAGGGUUCUCCGGGAGUCCCAGGCGUCAACGGAGCCCCAGGACUCCCCGGACCCCCAGGUUUACACGGACCCCCAGGAGAAACUGUAAAGGGAGAUCCAGGUGAGCCGGGCAAAAGGGGUUUACCUGGUAAUCCCGGAGUGCCAGGACAGAAAGGAGAACCUGGGAGAGAUGGCAACGCUGGUCUGCCUGGUCCCAUUGGUCUGGACGGCGUACCUGGAUCACCUGGACAAAAAGGGCACAAGGGCGACGACGGCAUUGGCAUACAAGGCAUCCAAGGCCCGAGAGGAGAACCAGGCCAGAAGGGAAACAUCGGCCUCACUGGACCAGUCGGACCAAAGGGUGAGCGAGGAGAGCAAGGAAUCCAAGGCGUCGUGGGACCUCGGGGAAAGAAGGGAGUGGAAGGCAACAAAGGUGACAAGGGAGAGAAAGGAGAGAUCGGACCAACCGGAGCUCAAGGACCAACAGGGUUGACGGGUCCAAAGGGUUUAAAGGGAGACGAAGGCCAGAGAGGCGUCCCCGGAGACCCAGCGAAGGGCAUAAUUGGCCCAACUGGGAAAAAAGGAGCAAGGGGCGAUAUCGGUCCAGUUGGUCCCACAGGUCCACAGGGAAUCAAAGGUGAACAAGGAGACAAGGGGACCAAAGGCAGUCCCGGGUUUGGGAUUCCAGGUCAGCGUGGACCAAAAGGAGAAAAUGGAGAGAGAGGGAAUGUGGGAUUAUCGGGGAAACCUGGUCCAAAGGGGCAGGACGGCUCCAAAGGGGACAAAGGGAGCGUGGGGGCGCCGGGCAGUGCUGGAGAACCAGGAUUAAGAGGUAAAGAUGGCGCUCCGGGAGUGAAAGGAGAUCCAGGAGUAAAGGGAGAUGUAGGGCCGGCUGGAGAGUCCGGUGACAGAGGCAUUAGGGGGCCUCUUGGUUUGCCAGGACGACCAGGAGACCAAGGCGAGAAAGGAGACUCUGGGACAUCUGGCGACCCUGGUACGGAUGGGGCCAAGGGACAAAAAGGCGAGCCCGGAAAACCUGGACCUCCUGGACAUCAAAUUGUUGCCGAUAACAACAUUUUGACCCGAGUGAUUAAGGGUGAACAAGGAGAGCCUGGAGAGCCUGGAGAGCCCGGUGUACGAGGGGACACGGGGCCACCGGGGCCACGAGGUCCUGAAGGGAAGCCCGGUUUACCUGGUUCAUCCGAGGGUGGAGGUGGGAAAGACGGGCUGGAUGGUUUACCGGGAAAACCAGGACAAAAGGGUGAACCGGGACAAAAAGGUGAUUCUGGGAUGAGAGGGGACAAAGGCGAGCAAGGCAAAGUUGGCAUUGCUGGGAUCCCCGGUUUACCAGGCACCCCCGGGCGACCGGGCAUUGACGGAAAGAGAGGCCUUCCCGGGAGUACUGGAGACGGAGGACAGAAAGGAGACGAAGGGAAAAAGGGAGAAAAGGGGGAUUCUGGAGCUCAUGGUCGAGACGGGAGCAAAGGUGAACCAGGAGCUCCGGGUUUACCUGGAAAACAAGUCCUCGUGACGGCAGAUGGCGCCACGGUCGACGAGCUACGCCAAGCCUUUCCGAUACCGAUGGGUCCUCCGGGUGCAACUGGCGCUCCAGGAAUGAAGGGUGAAAAGGGAGAAAUGGGCGUCAAAGGAGAAAGGGGCGAAGCUGGAAAAGGCAUUGAAAUGAAGGACAUAGAGGAGAUGUUUGACGCCUAUGGGAUACGGCUGCCGUUGUUGAAAGCGUUGAUCGACAGGCUGCUUCAGGACGGCAUCGAGGAGCUGCUCCACGUCCUCGGAAACGCCAAGAAAAACAAAGAAAAGUCCGACGGCCAUACGUCCAACAUCAUCACCGAGUUCACCAGUUCGUUGAAGUUUCCAGACCAGGCGUUGUCUGAACUGGCAGAUCCUGCUUUUGACAGAGAUCUAGAGUCUGACCUUUUGAAUGGAACAGCUGAAGGACCAACGUUAUGGACCCUGAACGGAGAAGAGCAGAGCACGUCUCACGGAAAGUUUAAAGAACCCGGGAAAAGUGAAAACUCUUCAGUGAAAUCAAACUGGACGGUUACUAACUCCACCAGCGACACAACGGCCAAUAAGACAGUUUUAAAGUCGUCAGAUCCGGCUGUUGAGACUCUGAUCUUGAGUCAUGAAGAUUUACAAAAGAAAAACUCAGGACAUAAAAAGAAAACCCGUGGGAAGGGCAAAGGAAAUAAAGGACGACAUAAGAGGCAGAGACACCGCCUGAGUGACACUGACGAUGAGGGGGAGGAGCCUGAUGAGCUGUACGCCGCAGGAGAGUACAGUUAUGAGGAGCCCUUAUUCCCAGAUGAGGCUUUUGUUUCUCGCGACGGGGCCGAGGACGCGCAGGAAGAAGAGACGUCCAUCCACAGGCCUGAGCAAACUGAGAGAGCAGAGCGAGUGACAGAGGAGCAGGAGUCAGAUCUGAUGGAUUCUCCUCCCACAGAAGAACCAGACAAGGUUUCUAAAGUCAGGGUGAGAAAAAGUGUGCGGUCGACUCAUUCAGGGGCGUUCAUGCCGGGGGCUCCGGGCAGGACAGGCCCAUUCAAAGAAGCACCACGAUAUCUCACGUCAGGAGCUCAAGGUUAUAACAGCUUCAGUAACAAAAAGCCCGAAAAGUCGUCUAGACCCAGUGGUAAACUCGGAGUGAGGAGCAGACUGAGCUUCCUCGCCACACAGAGCGAACUCGAGGAGAAAGAAAACGACAAAUGGGACGCAGAACCUACAGAAACAAGCUACGACCCGGGUUUUGAGGAAGAGGAGGAGAGCGGAGACUACGGGUGGACCACGGACGACGAAGACGAAGAUGUAGACGGAGACGAGCUCGAGCGGGACAGAGAGAGGGAGCGACUUGCGAUGGCGCGAGAAAGAGAGGAGUUAGAGCGAGAGAGAGAACUGGAGAGGCAAGCGGAGAGAGAGAGGACACGAGACGAAGAUCUAGACCAGGAUCUGGACCGAGCGGAGACCGACGAGGACCUGGAUCGAGGCCCGGACCGGGACAGGACUGAGGAAGACUUGGAGAGAGAGAGGAUGGAGUGGGAGAGGAGGAGAGAGGAGAUGGAGAGGAGGAGACAAGAAGGUUAUGACCCCGAAACACAGCAACCCUACCCAUACUCCCCUGAAUACUUUUUAUUUAAGGGGCAGCCGGGAGAGAGCGGGAGACCAGGAGCAAAGGGAGAAAUCGGAGAAAAGGGGCAAAAGGGGGAGCCAGGCAUGGGCUACAGAGGACCUGAAGGACAGGCCGGACCUCCUGGACAGAAGGGCGAGCCUGGGGAGCCGGGGCCCCCUGGUGCUCAGGGCAUACAGGGCAUCCGGGGAAAUGCGGGUCAGCUGGGCUCCCCCGGAAUGAGAGGACCGCCCGGGGAUCCUGGAGCGCCGGGAAGAGAGGGAGACAGAGGGAAACGUGGGAAGAACGGGACGCCAGGGAAUCAAGGCCCCCGAGGACCUCCUGGGGCUCUGGGUGAUCCUGGAAUUCCUGGUGUGAAAGGAGAAAAGGGGGACAGUUUUCCUGGAGAUCCUGGAGCCAGAGGUUUGGUGGGAUUCCCAGGGAGAAAGGGUGAAAAGGGGACACCGGGUGAAAAAGGUCUUCCAGGACAUAUGGGCGCCAAAGGGUUUCGAGGCACUAAAGGUGAAAAAGGCGAGCGCGGCGUACCUGGCGUCCGAGGGGAAAGAGGAAGUGUGCUUCAAAUGCAAGGCCCACGCGGAUUUAAAGGCAGCAAAGGAGAUGCGGGGGAGCGAGGUCCACCGGGUUUUGACGGAGAUAAAGGAGAAAAGGGAGAGGACGGCCCUCCUGGAGUCAAGGGUCUAAAAGGUGACGCUGGGAGUAAAGGUGCGAUCGGACGCUUUGGAGCCCGAGGGCCCGUGGGUCAGAAGGGAGACACGGGGGAGCCGGGGCUCAAUGGAGUCAUGGGCCGUAACGGAGACGACGGCGUGGACGGAGCGAAGGGGGACAAAGGCGACGACGGACUUCAGGGAGAGAAAGGCAGCCAGGGAGAUACAGGGGAGCCGGGUUUACCAGGAGACAACGGGGAGAAAGGAGAGAAGGGUUUCAGAGGAAUCCUGGGACGCACUGGGAGUCCAGGGUUAAAUGGAGAAAAGGGAGACAUGGGUUUACCUGGAACACCUGGAAUUCCCGGAUUAAACGGACUCACCGGACGCAAGGGCGAUAAAGGUGAAGGAGGGUUGAACGGGGCUGACGGAGAGGCCGGGGAGAAGGGCGACAAGGGAGUGGCGGGGUUUCCUGGUUUUCCUGGGUUCAAAGGCUCAGCUGGAAGCCCGGGAAGAGACGGAGACGAGGGACCGCCCGGAGCGCCAGGACUGAGGGGCAACACAGGACCGAAGGGUGAGAAAGGUCGCAGAGGUCGGACAAAAUCGUGUCAGAAAGGAGCUCCAGGUUCUCCGGGACUCCGAGGACUCACCGGAUCGAUGGGGAGCGAAGGAAUAAAAGGAGAGAAAGGCGAGCCCGGACUGUCGGCUGUGGAGGUGAAGGAGCUGGUGACUCGGGAGGUGGUGGACCAGUGCGGUCUCGAGUACAAGUUCAUGGUGAAGUCCGUUGAUCCUGAUGGGACCAAACCGGUGAGAGGAGAUAAACCCGAUUUAAACCAGGAGGAGGAAGAGGAGGAGUCACAUGAACGGUAUGAAGUCAGGGACGGGAGCCUCGUGACUGCAGCCCCUCUGAGCCCAGGAGAGAACGUCCCGCCUCUGAACAGCACCGGCUCGACGAGGAUGAAAAGACGGGUGUUUGGACCAACUAAUGGCGUUUCAGGAUGGGAGGGGUGCCUGGAGCCGAUGAAGGAGGGGUCGUGCUCAGAGUACACAUUACUAUGGUACUUUCACUCUGCGUCAGGGGAUUGCCGGCCCUUUGUGUACGGAGGCUGCGGAGGGAACAAAAACAGGUUCAUCUCCAGGCAAGAGUGUCAGCUCCGGUGUGAGACGAGGCAAAAAGAUGCAUCAACAGACACUGAACCGUGGAGAUGACAACUUCUGCCAAAACUCUUGAUUUUCACUGUUAGACUUGUCA